AUGGAGCUAAUAGCUUUGGCCCUUCGAAGUGUCGCCCAGAAGCUCCGUCCCUACUUCCAAGCCCACCCGGUGAUCGUCCUAACCGACCAAUCCCUUCGCAACAUACUGCACAAGCCAAACUUAACCGGAAGAAUGCUUCAAUGGGCCAUAGAGUUGAGCGAAUUUGGAAUCGAGUUCCAACCCCGGUUAUCCAUGAAAGGCCAGGUGAUGGCUGACUUCGUGUUGGAAUACUCCCGAAAACCUAUCCAGCACAAGGAACCAAGUGAGAAAGAAUGGUGGACUUUGCAGGUUGAUGGAGCCUCCCAGUCGUCAGGAUCCGGCGUGGGACUCCUGCUGCAAUCCCCAACUAGAGAACAUCUGGAGCAAGCCAUCCGACUGGGGUUCCUCGCCUCUAACAAUGAAGUAGAGUAUGAGGCCAUCCUAUCCGGAUUGGACCUCGCCCUCUCUUUAUCCGUCUCCAGGCUUCGAGUCUAUAGUGAUUCCCAACUUGUGGUAAGGCACGUCCAGAAAGAAUAUGAAGCUAAAGAUGAGCGCAUGGCGCGGACUGAAAAUGUACGUGUGGAUGCUUUGGCAGGCAUAACUGCUUCCCUUCCCAUCAAAGAAGCCAUAUUAUUGCCUAUACAUGUGCAAGCCAACCCUUUCAUCACGGAAACCUCCACUUGCAAUGCCAUUGAGGCAAACCAAGCAGAUAGCAAAGGCUGGAUGGAAGUCAUCAUAGAAUAUCUCUGGACAGGCACUCUGCCCGAAGAACCCAAACAAGCACACAAGAUCCGGGUACAAGCCGCCAGUUUCACCCUGAUUGGGGGGCACCUGUACAAGCGAUCCUUUACAGGUCCCUACCUCAGAUGCCUAAACCACUCAGAGGUGCUGUAUGUAUUAGCUGAGUUGCAUGAGGAGGUAUGUGGAAAUCAUUCCGGCGGUCGAUCUCUGGCGCACAGGGCCCAUUCGCAAGGGUAUUACUGGCCUACGAUGAAAAAAGACGCGGCAGCCUAUGUCAAAAAAUGCGACAAAUGUCAAAGGCAUGCUCCCAUACUACAUGUGCCGUCAGAGACGUUGAAACCAAUUUCAGGCCCCUGGCCCUUCGCGCAGUGGGGCAUGGACAUAGUAGGACCCCUACCAGCCGUAGCCGCCCAGAAGAAAUUCCUGCUCGUUGCCACGGAUUACUUCAGUAAAUGGGUGGAAGCCGAAGCCUACGCUAACAUCAAAGAUAAAGAUGUCACCAAGUUCGUAUGGAAGAACAGCAUCUGCCGCUUUGGAAUCCCCUAA
Vitis riparia (riverbank grape) is the source of this 1266-nucleotide messenger RNA. RefSeq lists its product as uncharacterized. Lineage: Eukaryota; Viridiplantae; Streptophyta; Magnoliopsida; Vitales; Vitaceae. The record is from RefSeq and is a predicted model, not a curated record. The coding region runs from base 1 to 1266 and encodes 421 amino acids. Gene Ontology annotation, biological process: DNA integration. Gene Ontology annotation, molecular function: RNA-DNA hybrid ribonuclease activity; nucleic acid binding. The transcript is spliced from 2 exons.